CAUGGAGGAGCGCUUUCUGCAGAUGGAAGAACGCCGCUUCCAGCGAGAUCUGGACGUGGAGGAGCGCCGGAUGCAACUGGAGCAGCGCCGCUUUGAACUGGAGAGGGAACAUGAGUUUCGCAUGUUCAAUGUCUUUGCUCAAAUGCUCAGCAUCCUAAAGCAGAGCCAUAGUGGCUCCUCCUCCUCUGUUGCCAUGCCUCAGGGUUUGGACUUCAGCCAGGCGCUGUCCGAAAUUGAGGGGAUGCGAGGAAGAGGGAGCAACCUGCAGGAGAUGAGGCUUCGGCCGCUUGCCAAGAGGAGGGUUGACGUGCACAGCUUAUGUAACCCCAGCGGCUUCCAGAGAAGCCCCUACCUCUCUGCUCGUGGCAACUUUGCCAGCGCUUUUCAGGGCUCCACUGAGGAAGGGUACAAAGCCUAUCAUGCUGACAAGUAUGAUGAAGACAAGAACCCCAACGGCAUAAUAAACUUUGGCACCAGUGAGAACAAGCUCUGCUUUGACCUGAUGUCCAAGCGGCUGACACAGGCUGAUAUGAAUCUCAUGGACCCUUCACUGCUUCAGUAUCCUGACUGGAAAGGACAUCUGUUUUUACGGGAAGAAGUGGCUCGAUUUUUGACCUAUUACUGCAAGGCCCCUGCACCUCUCAAAGCAGAGAAUGUGAUUGUUUUAAAUGGUUGUGGCUCUUUAUUUUCUGCAUUAGCUACAGUCCUUUGUGAUCCAGGGGAAGCUAUUCUGAUUGCUACUCCCUGUUAUGGUGGUAUUACCCAGAGUAUCUUCCUCUAUGGUAAUGUCAAGCUGGUGUAUGUCUAUUUAGACAGUAAGAUUACUGGAACAAGUACUCGGCCUUUUCAGCUUACAGUGGAAAAACUGGAAAAAGCCUUGCAGGAUGCCCAGGCAGAGGGUGUCACUGUAAGGGCCUUAAUUCUUUUGAAUCCCCAAAAUCCCCUUGGGGACAUCUACUCCUUGUCGGAGCUACGGGAUUACCUGGAAUUUGCUAAAAGACAUGAAUUGCAUGUGAUAGUAGAUGAGAUCUACAUGCUGUCAGUUUUUGAUGAAUCAGCCACGUUUCACAGUGUCCUAGGCAUGGACAGAUUGCCUGAUCCACAGCGGACUCACGUGAUGUGGGGCAUAACCAAGGAUUUUGCUGUUUCUGGGAUUCGUUUUGGUACUUUAUAUACAGAGAACCAAGAUGUUGUUAAUGCAGUGGCUUCUUUGUGUUAUUUCCAUGGGGUUUGUGGACCUGUCCAGCACAAGGUUGCACAGCUGCUUAGAGACAGAGACUGGAUCAACCAGGUGUACCUGAGGGCCAACCAUGCCCGCCUAAAAGCUGCCCAUACGUAUGUGACAGAUGAGCUGAAGACACUUGGGGUUCCUUUUCUCAACCGCAAUGCAGGCUUCUUUGUCUGGAUUGAUUUCCGAAAGUACCUUAAGACAGGCACAUUUGAGGAGGAGUUGCUGCUCUGGAAGCGUUUUCUGGAUAAUAAGGUCCUCCUGUCCUGCGGAAAAGCCUUUGAGUGCAGUGAACCUGGAUGGUUCCGCAUCAUCUUUUCUGACAAGACCCACCGGCUGCAGUUAGGCAUGCAACGGAUACGCAAGGUUUUGGAAGAGCGUGAGCAGGAGAUACUGGCUGAGGAGAAGGAGCAGCCUUGUCAAUCAGAUCAGGAUGGCAAAGCAGAUAGCACAGAUGAAGUCAUUUUUGUAUCCCGCCACCAGGACCCUCUCUGUGCCAGUAGCUCCAGCCUUGGUGACCUCAUUGGCCUCCUGCAGCAACAGAUGCGUUCAUCUGACUGGCUACAGAAAAACACAGCCGAGCAGUUUGCCCAGGAAAAGCCAGAGAUCUAUGAUGUGUUCAGCAAACUGGUGGGGAAGCAGUAGGGGUCAGUGUGCCUGCAGGGGCUUUCCUGAACAGCAACUGACCCUGGGCUCCUAACAACUCAGUAGUGACUUCCAGCAAAUAAUAUAUUUUCUGUAUAGCAAGAAAAUUACUUUGUAGGCCCCCUCCUCUCCCCUCUGUUUGAGAUCUCUGAUUUGUACUAUAUAGCUGUGUUUCCUUGGAUUGGGGUGAGGGUAGGGAAGGGGGGGGGUGUCUUGUUUGUGUGCUGCUCUCUGUUCUGCAGCAUGAUUGUAUUUUAUAUUUAAUUAAUUUCUAAUGAAUAUGCUCUUAACUCUCU
Messenger RNA from Agelaius phoeniceus (red-winged blackbird), 2169 nucleotides. RefSeq names its product 1-aminocyclopropane-1-carboxylate synthase homolog (inactive) (gene ACCS). Gene Ontology annotation, biological process: biosynthetic process; amino acid metabolic process. NCBI's taxonomy places the organism in Eukaryota, Metazoa, Chordata, Aves, Passeriformes, Icteridae. The record is from RefSeq and is a predicted model, not a curated record. Gene Ontology annotation, molecular function: transaminase activity; pyridoxal phosphate binding.